GUUCUAAAAAAUUAAGUUGCGCAAGAAAUAAGUGAUUGCAUUAUCUCACUCAGUUUGCAGUUAUUUAGUCACUAGAAAAGUUGUCCCAUAUGUCAAGCAUCAUAUGUGUUAGAGAAACACAACUUGUGACCUCAACUAAAAGGUUGACAGGUUGACUAUAGAUAAUUUCAAUCUGUUCCGAAUUGAUUAAACAUUUUCGUAUAUUUUACUUUCUCGUAUACGUGGUGAAAGUUUAACCGAGAGGAACUGUACUGUACUGAUCAUUCAUUAGCUAAAAAUACUGAGUUAUCAUUAUGUAUAAUUACCACGGGCACAAUAUGUCAACUUGUACUUGUAUUUCUCCUUCUACGCCCAAUUGCGACUCUGGCUCGACCAAGACAUCGUCACCUUCAUCAGAAUGGAUUAUGACCCAUCGCUUUGAAUCAUCUACUAUUAUGGAACAGUAAAGAAUAAAAUGGAAUCUGCUUAGAUAUACUUUCCUCCGGGACCAUCAUGGGUUUGUAAACAGCGAAGGACCAAAGAGCCCCAUAAUUUGAGACGUCCAUCUCACUCAAUAUUCGAAAUGUCAGAUUCGGAUACUUCGGAUGGCAGAAUGGUAGAGGGAGAGGAGGACGAAGACUCUAGUUCUUGGGAAUCCCUUGAUGAGGAGGAUGUUGAUAUUUGCCACAAAAUAUCCCUCAAUAGUUUGGUGUUGGAGAAAGUGUUUGCGCAUUUAACAGUAGAGGAGCUCCUAAAAUGCAGAUUGGUGAACAAGCUAUGGAAUAGUAUUGCGCUGCUUCGGAAUCAUCUUGGUGCGAAAACGGUCAUAACCCUUAAUCAAAGCAAUAUAGAUCGACUUAACCAGACCUCCGAGAAAAUGCUUCUUCCGUUCUGCCAGCAAUUUGUAUUGACGUUUAUGAACCUGGAUGAGGCAAACAGUAGCAUUCUUCCUUUUAAGAAGGUGUUCAAAAAUUGCAUUUCCUUUCUGUCAUUGGAUUGUUGCACUGCAUCAAGGUCCAAAGUUGUAACAAGACUACUGAAAGCUCCUAAUUUAAAAGAGCUGAAAAUUACUGGAGCCCUACUGAAAUUCUCACCAGAAACGACCAUGCCAUUCCGCAGACUUCAUCUCACACGGCUACUCAAACUUGAACUAAGUGCUUCGGAUGAUCACAGUCAAGUGAGUUCAAGUGAGUUGAAGACCCUUCUGCAAAAUGCGAAAAUUCUCCAGUCAGUCACCAUUGGGAAUGGGUCAUCAUUAUGGAAAGACUUUGUUGAAUUUGCUUCUUCCGACGUCAAUUUGAACAAGAAUAUUAGUCAGCUCAAACUGUACAACAUAGCUGCGCCACUGGACAUUAUGGAUUUUGAAUUUCUUAAACGACUUCGACUUCGAUCUUUAUCAUUCCAAAAUUGCAUUGUUUUCCAACAUGUUUUACAAGGCAUACUUGAAAUAAGUGGAAACCACUUGCAAAGUAUUUCUGUUCUUGGGUCUCAGCAUGAAAUUCUAAGUCAAAGCUUCAUCAACGUAAUGUCUUUGCCACAUUUGUCAAAACUCACUCUGCCAAUCGAUGGAGUUAGCACGGAACAUGGGAGCAAUAUAGUAAUAUCAAUGCCAAGUUUGACAGAAUUCAAUGUAGUUGGACUUUUUCAAACAAAAUUUGUUUUGAACAAAUCUCAACUGCUAGCAAUUAAUAUUUACUCGUCGUACCCUUCGUAUACUGGGAAGACUCGUUCGUUUCGUGAAAGACGGGAAAUUAUAGAGCUGCCAUCGGAGAAACAAAGAGAAUUUUGUAAAAUACUUGCCAUUCUUUUACCUCAACAGCCAAUAAAACUUCAAGUCGAUUUAAAUGAACUGAAUAGUGUAUGUUUGAGGCGAAUUUAUAAAUGCUAUCCUGACCUACAAGAGUUGGUUGUGAAUAACAAUUCACGGAAUUGCUUGGAUGGGUGGACCGGGAUCCCAAUAAAAACUUGUCGAAAAAUUUCUUCGUGUCGCAGUUUUGCAGUUGCCAAUGCAAGUGAAGUGCAAGUGCUAACCUCUGUUUCGAGUCUAAAAAAGCUUAAACGACUUGAAAUAUCGAUUGCUGGAGAUCCUCCGAAAGCAGAAUUCACUCUGCUCUACAUCUUAUAUGGUAUCUGCCAACUUUCAUGUCUUGAAGAACUGAGACUUACUAACUUUACGAUCUCCGAUAUAGCAUUUGUCGCCUUGAAUAAGUCCUUACGCCUGAAAUCUUGUUACAUUAAUGGGUCCUCCGAAUUUUGGGAUCAAUUCAAGAUGAGCUGCCAAAAAACCAAAGUCAAAAGUUUUCUUUUGCCUCCCAGGCAGGAACCCAGCUUUAUAUCGCAACCAUUAAAUACAUCUAAGAUUUUACGAAAUGUUUUUGAAUACCUUUCUCAUCGAGAUAUUUUCAAUGUUCGAUUAGUAUCAAAGCUUUGGCACAUAUCUGGUAUCGGUGCUCUUCAUUCAAACUGUGAUCAAAGAUCGAAAAGGACUUAUAAUUUGGACAAGUACUUGGAGGUGUCACAUGUUCAUCACUCUUCUCAUUCUAAAAGUCAGGGUAGUCCAAACAAAACUCCGCGUGAAAUUCUCCUAGAACAACAGUCUCGUAAUUAUGCACAAGCUCUGGAAAUUUUGAGAAGUACGUCUACAGUUACCAGCUUAGUCAUUCGUGGAAUGAACAAGUCUCAGUUGGAGCAUUACCAGAGAGAAAAUUAUUCCAACAGAUUGGCAUUUAAUUGUAAAUCCUGUGAAGAUCGCAGGCAUAUUAUUUACUGGUUUUAUCCUGAUGGAAAUGACGAACUUCUAGUACCAAAAAUAGUUCAAAGUCCAGAACCUACAUCCCUAGUUUUGAUUGGAAGUUGGGGACGAAAAGACACUGGCUUGCUAAACUUUUUAGAAGAUACGGGAGGAAACAUUAACUCUAUAACUCUGCAUGGGUUGCUCUCAGAAGUUUUUGACUUGAUUCUUCCACGACUUUCAGCGAUAAGAAAUCUAGAAUCGCUGGUUAUCAUGCCAUUUAGUUCCGCGAGUGUGACAGAAAUUGGUCGGAAUCACCUGCAGAUUUUGUCAAACUCUUCGUUUGCAUUAAAAAAUUUGGCUUUAGUCAAGCUGCAAGUCCCCUCAGAAACAAUAGCUGACUUGGUAAAGUCUCACCGCUUUUCACUCCAAACUUUGAAUAUUCAAAAUCACGUAAACGUUUCCGACCGACUUUCCUUUACCAUUCCGAAUUUACAAGUUUUACAGCUGGAUGAACCCCCAGGGGUGCUACUGUUCACGACGUUAAAUAUUAAUCAGUCAAUCAACACGGUCUCCUUUGAGCGGUCCGGUUAUACUUAUAACCAAAUCAAAAGUAAGGCAAUGCCAAAAUUGGAACUUGCAGAUCAAGAUUUUGAACACUCUGCAGCAAAUAUUCUUUGUGACAUCAAUUUGUUCUUGGAAUGCGUCUCCAGUAAGCGUCAAAGUGGCCAAAAGUCUAUACUGCAAGAUAGUGCAGAUUCCUCAUUGAAGUUUCUGAGCCACUUUAGAUUUUUGACAUGCCUCACUUUGCGCAGUGUUCAUGCUCAUUAUGGAGUACUGCAAGGAAUCUUUAGAAAUUUUUCGCAGCUAGAAAAGUUGGUAUUUACUAAUACCACGGGCAUAACGGACGAGAUUUUAUGUGGGAUUCCGAAAUACCUGUUGGAUAGAAUGGACUUGAUGAAUCCGUUAAACUUUAAAAAUGCUCAAAAUGGACUUCAGGAACUUUCUAGUCCCUCUAUCCGCAAUUUAAAGAACUUGACAUAUCUUAGCCUAGAUGAUCAGACAACGUGCACUGACCUGUCUGUCAUUUUUGGAAUCAUACGACUUAAACGACUGGAAUAUUUUUCUUGCAAGAAAUGGAAGAUCACUGACGUUACAAUGCGUGCAGUUACUGAUAUGACGUCCAUCAAACACUUGAUCAUUCAGGGUUCAACGAGUGUAUCUAGUUAUGGAGUGCAGUAUUUUAACAACAAAACAAGAAAUCGCAUGAGUAGCUGAUUGGAGCUUUUUAAUAGUGGUUAAAGUUUUGUCAAGAUAUAAUGAAAUUUUGUCAGCAUAUUUUAUUAAAACACAUGGAAAAUUUUUAUAAACGAGUAACAAUAAAAUUAUUUUACUAAGCAUAA
Molecule: messenger RNA, 4113 nt
Organism: Folsomia candida
Lineage: Eukaryota; Metazoa; Arthropoda; Collembola; Entomobryomorpha; Isotomidae
Exons: 9
Coding region: 563-3988 (1141 amino acids)
Molecular function (GO): protein binding
Source: RefSeq, a predicted model, not a curated record